Calypte anna (Anna's hummingbird) is the source of this 1939-nucleotide messenger RNA. RefSeq names its product protein-lysine methyltransferase METTL21E. Lineage: Eukaryota; Metazoa; Chordata; Aves; Apodiformes; Trochilidae. The transcript is spliced from 5 exons. Gene Ontology annotation, biological process: peptidyl-lysine methylation. Bases 157 to 927 code for a protein of 256 amino acids. Gene Ontology annotation, molecular function: protein-lysine N-methyltransferase activity. Gene Ontology annotation, cellular component: cytosol; cytoplasm. The record is from RefSeq and is a predicted model, not a curated record.
UUGUUACUGCUCCCCAGGGUGAGGAUGUUUCCGAUGUGUGGCACACACUUGGGAGCAAGAUCCUGCCUGGGAGAGCAACGAGCAGGCAGAUAAAGGCUUUUCUGUGUCAACACCGCCUCUGGAAAGCUGCAGGAGAUAGAGGCUUUGUAGCAUAUUAUGGAUUUGACAUCAUCACAAUCUAACCAUCUACAAAAUGGACUGAUAGAAGCACUGGAAAGACAAGAAGGGGGAAAAAAAGACGAACAGAUAAUUGAUGAAAUCAUGGGAAGGAGAUUUUUUCCUGCUGUUAUAACUAAUAAGCCCUGGGAAGGCUUUCACUUUGCUGGCCACGAGAUAAGAAUUACAGAAGCCACUGAUUGCUACGGGGCAGUCGUCUGGCCAUCGGCUCUUGUUCUGUGUUAUUUUUUGGAAACUAAUUCUAAACAAUACAAUUUGGUUGACAAAAAUGUGAUUGAAAUUGGAGCUGGAACUGGGUUGGUCUCCAUAGUAGCCAGCUUACUGGGUGCUCUUGUGACUGCCACUGAUUUGCCAGAACUGCUGGGAAACCUUGAGUACAAUGUUCUCCAAAAUACAAAACUGAAGUGCAAGCAUCAGCCUCAUGUUAAGGAGUUGUCCUGGGGAAUUGAUCUGGAAAAGAACUUCCCUAGGUCUUCCUGUCACUUUGACUACAUUAUGGCUGCUGAUGUAGUUUACCACCAUCCCUUCCUGGAUGAACUUCUCCUAACUUUUGAUCACCUGUGCAAGAAUGACACUGUUAUUCUGUGGGCUAUGAAAUUUAGGCUUGACAAAGAGAACCAGUUUGUGGGCAGAUUUCAGACUCUGUUUGACUUAGAGGUGAUUUCUGAUUUCCCCAGUUUGAACAUAACCUUGUAUAAGGCAAUGAGGAAAGGCAGGAUGAAAGUCAGAUCUUCCAAAGUGGUGGUCUGAAAGAGAGAUACAAGGGGUGACAGUUUCAGCUUUUUUGCAGCUUGUUCUCUCUUUAAUAAUUUCCAUGUUAGAACCUGCUGGCACUUGCAGGAAUGAAAUUUUUGAAGACAGCUAAAACAAAACAUCAGAUUUCUAGUGCAUCCCUGAUGAACUCUUAAAUUCAAUUUCAUAUUAGCUUUAUACAGAGAAGAAACAUCUUUGACAUUUUCUUGACUUUUAUGUGCUAAGCUGACGACACUAAUAAGUUUUACAAGUCUUACUAGUAUUGUUGAGAUGCGUAACGAAUAUUUCCAAUAACUUUCAAUUGCAGCUUUGAUGAGUCUCAUAAGAUUAACCAAUCAUUUAAAACUUAAGCCUAUGAUAAAUGUUUGCAUUUAAAAGUUGUCAUGUCAAAUCUGAUUUUUUCCUAUGAUCGAUAUCCUGUAAAUCCUUCCUUUGAGUGGUCAUUAUAGGACACUAAAUUAGCUGAAAAAAAUCCCCCACCUGGGAAAUAUACUGCCACAAUAAAAAGACAGAAUUUACUAGUUACUCGUUGAUUUAACGAUUAUGCUUUUUCCCCCUUCCAUUUUUUAUUUAGAUUCAGGGAUUCUUCAGCAGACAGUCACACAUACGAGGCAAGAGGGAAUUAGAAGUUUUGUUGCUGCAACAAAGGUCUUGAAUAAGAAGAGUACAGCUGCCCUUUGCAAAGACUUUGAAUUCUUGGAGGUCUGCCCCUCCAAAAAUAGACUCUUAUGUGGAUCUUAGGGAACAACAAUGAAAAAAAAAACAGUGGCCAUCAAGAGAAGACUUCUGCAUUGCCUCUAGUGGUGGUUGGAGGAAGAAGACUAAACUGGCCUGCCAUGACGUGGCUGAGGCAUGGGCAGGCUUAGAUAUUUUUAUUUUUUUAGAUGGACAGUCAAAAUACUUGUCUCCUAGCUACUCAGUACUGUGUGUUCCUAUUUUAAUGUGCUUGAAAGCCUAUCAGAGCACUGUAAUUUAGGAAGACUAAUAAAACAAUUCUUUGAACACUCAA